Molecule: messenger RNA, 1629 nt
Organism: Colletotrichum siamense
Lineage: Eukaryota; Fungi; Ascomycota; Sordariomycetes; Glomerellales; Glomerellaceae
Gene: acu-9
Product: Malate synthase, glyoxysomal
Exons: 6
Coding region: 1-1629 (542 amino acids)
Biological process (GO): glyoxylate cycle
Cellular component (GO): cytoplasm; peroxisomal matrix
Molecular function (GO): malate synthase activity
Source: RefSeq, a predicted model, not a curated record
AUGGCGACUACCGAAACGAUUCUGCAGGGCGUCAAUGUGUUGGGUUCCAUUCAAGAAUCCCAGCGCAAGAUCUUGACCCCCGACGCCCUCGCUUUCCUCGCCCUGCUGCACCGCUCCUUCAAUGCCACUCGCAAGCAGCUGCUUGAGCGCCGCAAGCUCCGUCAGGCCGAGCUUGACCGCGGCGCCCUGCCCGACUUCCUCCCCGAGACCAAGCACAUCAGAGAGAACUCCACAUGGAAGGGCGCCCCUCCGGCUCCCGGUCUGGUCGACCGUAGAGUCGAGAUCACCGGCCCGACCGACCGCAAGAUGGUCGUCAACGCCCUGAACUCAGAUGUCUGGACUUACAUGGCCGAUUUUGAGGACUCCAGCGCGCCCACAUGGGAGAACAUGGUCAACGGCCAGGUCAACCUCUACGACGCCAACCGCCGCCAGGUCGACUUCAAGCAGGGCUCCAAGGAAUACAAGCUGCGCACCGACCGCACCCUUCCCACGCUCAUCGUCCGCCCCCGCGGCUGGCACCUCGAAGAGAAGCACGUCACUGUCGACGGCGAGCCCAUCUCCGGCUCCCUCUUCGACUUUGGCCUCUACUUCUACCACAAUGCCCACCAGACCCAAAAGAUUGGCAUCGGCCCAUACUUCUACCUCCCCAAGAUGGAGUCUCACCUCGAGGCCCGUCUGUGGAACGACGCCUUCAACCUCGCCCAGGACUACGUCGGCGUCCCCCGCGGCACCAUUCGCGGUACCGUCCUCAUCGAGACCAUUCUCGCUGCCUUUGAGAUGGACGAGAUUAUCUACGAGCUGAGAGAUCACUCCUCCGGCCUCAACUGCGGUCGCUGGGAUUACAUCUUCAGCACCAUCAAGAAGUUCAGAAACAACUCCAACUUUGUUCUGCCCGACCGUAGCGCCGUCACUAUGACCGUUCCAUUCAUGGACGCAUACGUUAAGCUCCUCAUCCAGACGUGCCACAAGAGAGGCGUCCACGCCAUGGGUGGCAUGGCGGCUCAGAUCCCCAUCAAGGAUGACAAGGCCGCCAACGACAAGGCCAUGGAGGGUGUGCGCGCCGACAAGCUGCGCGAAGCGCGUGCCGGCCACGAUGGAACUUGGGUUGCUCACCCUGCCCUGGCCGCCAUUGCUUCUGAGAUCUUCAACAAGCACAUGCCCACGCCGAACCAGCUCUUCAUCCGCCGUGAGGAUGUUAAGAUUGGCCAGAACGACCUGCUCAACAUGAACGUCCCCGGCAGCAUCACUGAGGAGGGCAUCAAGAAGAACCUCAACAUCGGCCUCGGUUACAUGGAGGCUUGGAUCCGUGGCGUCGGCUGCGUUCCCAUCAACUACCUCAUGGAGGACGCCGCCACCGCCGAGGUUUCCCGCUCCCAGCUUUGGCAGUGGGUGAAGCACGGCGUCUCGACCGACAAGGGCAAGAAGGUCGAUAAGGCCUACGCCCUCAAGCUCCUCAAGGAGUCCGCCGACGAGCUCGCCAGCAAGGCGCCCAAGGGCAACAAGUACCACCUCGCCGCGCAGUAUUUUGCCGGACAGGUCACAGGCGAGGAUUACGCCGACUUCCUCACCACGUUGCUCUACGACGAGAUCACGGCUGUGGGCAGCGCGCGCCCCGCUUCCAAGUUGUAA